CCGUUAUCCGUUGUCGCCUCGUUCGUCCCUCUCCUCGUCCUCUCCUCCUCCGCCAUUUCCUCUCCUCAAAACCCUAACCCUAAAUCCACUCCGAGACGCGCUUCAUGGGGGAGAUCGGGGGCGCGCCCUUCGAAACCCUAGUGCUCGAUCUCUUCUCCAAGCGCAGGGACCGGCUCCCGUGCCCGAGCCUCCGAUCGCCGAAGCGGAUCCGCGUCGAGGAGGAGCCCAGCCCCUUCGAAACCCUAGCGGAGGAGAUCCUCUUCCUGAUCCUGGAUCGCCUCGACGCGAACCCCCUCGACAGGAAGGCCUUCUCCCUCGUCUCCCGCUCCUUCCACGCCGCCGAGUCCCGCCACCGCCGCGCGCUGCGGCCGCUCCGCGCCGAGCUCCUCCCCGCCGCGCUCGCCCGCUACCCGGCCGUGUCCCGCCUCGACCUCUCCCUCUGCCGCCGCGUCGGCGACGCCGCCCUCGGGUGCGUCGCCGCCGCGCUCCGCUCCACGCUGCGCUCGAUCGACCUCUCGCGCUCGCGCUCGUUCUCGCCCGCGGGGCUUGAGAGCCUCGCGGUGAGCUGCGCGGCGCUGGUGGAGAUCGACCUCUCGAACGCGACGGGUCUCACGGACGCGGCGGCCGCGGCGAUCGGGAAGGCGCGGAACCUCGAGAGGCUGUGGCUCGCGAGGUGCAUGAGGGUGACGGACAUGGGGAUCGGGUGCAUCGCCGUGGGGUGCCCGAAGCUGAGGUUGCUCUGCUUGAAGUGGUGCUUGGGGGUGACGGAUUUGGGGGUCGGAUUGGUCGCUGUGAAGUGUAGGAUGCUUCAGAGUUUGGAUCUCUCGUACACCGCGAUCACGAAGAAAUCCCUUGCUGCUCUCUCGCAGCUUCAUGAUCUCGAAGAUUUAGCUGUAGUCGGAUGCCCUUCCAUGAGUGAUGAGGCCCUUUCAAGUCUUAAGCAAGGUUUUAAAUCAUUAGAGGUACUUGAUGUUUCAAGCUGUGACCGCGUCAGUCAUGUUGGAUUGUCAUCCAUAUUAAAUAGUGCACCAGGAUUACGCCAACUACGUUUAGCAUAUCAUUCUUUUGUCACUCCCUCUAUAUCAAGUGGCUUACAAAGGCUCUCUACGCUGCAAUCUAUUAAUUUAGAUUGUUCCCAUGUCACAACUAAUGGGCUUAAAUCUAUUGGCAGUUGCUGUACAUCUUUGAAGGAGCUGAGUUUAAGCAAGUGCUCAGGAGUGACUGAUGAAGGCCUUUCUUUCAUCACGUCAAAAAACAAAGGCUUGGUUAAAUUAGACAUUACAUGCUGCCGCGAAAUAACUGAUGUAGGAAUAGCCACUAUGACUAGUUCAUGCACUUCCCUCACCUCGCUGAGGAUGGAAUCUUGUAGUCUGGUUACUAGCCUGGGAUUACGUCUAAUUGGACAGCGUUGCCAUCUCUUGGAGGAAGUAGACCUUACAGAUAAUGAUUUGGACGAUGAAGGACUUAAAUCAAUCUCUGGAUGCCACAAGCUUUCUAGUCUAAAAGCUGGGAUAUGCUUGAAGAUCAGUGAUGAAGGCCUUGUUCAUAUUGGGAAUUCAUGCCCGGAACUGCAGGAGCUUGAUUUGUACAGGUCUGUAGGAGUAACUGACAAGGGUGUUACUGAGAUAGCUCGAGGCUGCCCUUUGUUGCAAAUGAUUAAUCUAGCGUAUUGUACAGAAAUGACAGAUGAGUCACUGAGAGCACUGUCGAAAUGCUCAAGUUUAAAAACAUUGGAAAUUCGAGGUUGUCCUCGCAUUUCAUCUGCAGGCCUCUCAGCUAUUGCUGUGGGAUGCCGACAAAUUGCCAAGCUCGACAUAAAGAAAUGCCAUGAUAUUGAUGAUGCUGGGAUGCUUCCACUUGCUCGAUUUUCCCAGAAUCUUCGUCAGAUAAACUUGUCAUUCUGUUCGGUCACCGAUGUUGGUCUUCUUGCACUUGUGAGCGUAAGCUGCCUCCAGAACAUGACGAUUUUACACUUAAAGGGAGUAACACCAAACGGUUUGGCGGCUGCUCUGUUGGCUUGCGGGGGAUUGACAAAAGUGAAGCUUCACUCGUCGUUCAAGUCCUUAAUUUCUAAACCUCUUCUUCAACACAUCGAAGCUCGCGGGUGCUCAUUUCAGUGGAUCAGUAAACCUUUCCAGGUUCAGCUCGAAACAAAUGAAGUUUGGAAACAGCAGCUGCAAGAUGUGGUUGUGAGAUAGAACCUUACUGCAUUUGCACAUCUGGAGCCACUUUAUAUAUAAGGGUGAGGUGACGAUGAAUGCGAUACAAUGAUUUCUCCUUUCUGAGAAUGUGAAAUCCUAGCCUUUGUUACCUUCAAAGUGUUAGCUGUGAGUACGUAUUUAUUACGAUGCAUCCGAUCAAAUGAUGUAAAAGGUGUAGUUCUCUUUAACAAGAACAUUGGUUGUACAAGAGAUA
This is a messenger RNA of Ananas comosus (pineapple), 2415 nucleotides long. Its product is annotated as F-box/LRR-repeat protein 3-like. Gene Ontology annotation, molecular function: protein binding. Bases 105 to 2198 code for a protein of 697 amino acids. The transcript has 8 exons. The record is from RefSeq and is a predicted model, not a curated record. NCBI's taxonomy places the organism in Eukaryota, Viridiplantae, Streptophyta, Magnoliopsida, Poales, Bromeliaceae. Gene Ontology annotation, biological process: SCF-dependent proteasomal ubiquitin-dependent protein catabolic process. Gene Ontology annotation, cellular component: SCF ubiquitin ligase complex.